Molecule: messenger RNA, 2548 nt
Organism: Xiphias gladius (swordfish)
Lineage: Eukaryota; Metazoa; Chordata; Actinopteri; Istiophoriformes; Xiphiidae
Product: septin-7
Exons: 15
Coding region: 87-1472 (461 amino acids)
Biological process (GO): cilium assembly; cytoskeleton-dependent cytokinesis
Cellular component (GO): septin complex; septin ring; microtubule cytoskeleton
Molecular function (GO): GTPase activity; molecular adaptor activity; GTP binding
Source: RefSeq, a predicted model, not a curated record
UACGUCGCAGUCGGUAUUCUCCAAGGAGAACGUACGCAUUAUUCCUCUGACGUUUUCGCGUCAAUUAUUCGCCUUUGCGUCGAAUAAUGUGCGUAUCCCACUACUACCACUUUACAGAGUUGGUGCCGAGUUUGUUAGAGGGAAUGUCAAGCGGACAAACAUUGGUUAGUGAGGCAAACGGGAACGGCGGCGUAAUGGCUCAACAGAAGAACCUGGAGGGCUAUGUGGGCUUUGCAAAUCUUCCCAACCAAGUUUACAGAAAAUCAGUGAAGAGAGGUUUUGAGUUCACACUCAUGGUUGUGGGGGAAUCUGGGCUGGGGAAGUCGACGCUGAUCAACUCACUCUUUCUGACAGACCUGUACUCCCCUGAAUACCCAGGUCCUUCGCAUAGAAUAAAAAAAACUGUACAGGUGGAACAGUCAAAGGUUCUGGUAAAGGAAGGAGGAGUCCAGCUUCUGCUUACCAUCGUUGACACCCCCGGCUUUGGUGACGCUGUUGACAACAGUAACUGCUGGCAGCCAGUCAUUGAUUACAUCGACAGUAAGUUUGAGGAUUACCUCAAUGCAGAGUCACGGGUCAACAGACGACAAAUGCCAGACAACAGAGUACACUGCUGCCUGUACUUCAUUGCCCCGUCCGGACAUGGACUGAAACCCCUGGAUAUUGAAUUCAUGAAACGGUUACACGAAAAAGUAAACAUCAUCCCCCUCAUCGCCAAAGCCGACACAAUGACUCCUGAGGAGUGUCAACAGUUCAAGAAACAGAUCAUGAAAGAAAUCCAGGAGCACAAAAUCAAAAUUUACGAGUUCCCAGAGACAGAUGACGAGGAGGAGAUGAGGAUGAUCAGGAAAAUCAAGGAUCGUUUACCCUUGGCUGUAGUUGGUAGUAACACCACCAUCGAGGUCAACGGAAAGCGAGUGCGAGGGAGGCAGUACCCAUGGGGCGUGGCUGAAGUGGAAAAUGGAGAACACUGUGAUUUUACAAUCCUCCGGAACAUGCUCAUCAGGACCCACAUGCAGGACCUGAAGGAUGUGACAAACAACGUUCACUAUGAAAACCACCGUAGCAAGAAACUGGCUGCAGUCACCUACAACGGUGUGGACAACAAUAAGAACAAAGGACAACUCACCAAACCUGAGACGGCUGACGGCAUGAGUCCUCUAGCCCAGAUGGAGGAGGAGCGACGGGAUCAUGUGGCCAAGAUGAAGAAGAUGGAACAAGAAAUGGAGCAAGUGUUUGAGAUGAAGGUCAAAGAGAAGCUCCAAAAGCUCAAAGACUCUGAGGCUGAGCUCCAGAGGCGUCAUGAGCAAAUGAAAAAGAACCUAGAGGCCCAGCACAAAGAACUUGAAGAGAAACGUCGCCAACACGAAGAGGAGAAGGCCAGCUGGGAGGCCCAGCAGAGGAUUCUGGAGCAGCAGAAGCUAGAUGCCUCCAGGACCUUGGAAAAGAACAAAAAGAAGAAGAUAUUUUAAUAACUCUGGAGGACCUACCCGAUGUUACAGUGUAUUCUUUUUUUCCAGCCUGCCAGCCUUGAUUGUCAGAACAUCUGCCGAUCAGCUACAUCAGUUACAGUAUACAGUUUGACCAUAUUACUGUGUAAUAAUCAAGUGAGAGCCAGGGGGCAGUAUUGUCUGGACUCUGAAUUUAACCAACCGCUCUCCUCCCUCAUGUUCCAUUAAUUACUGUCCUAUUUUUUUGGGUCACUGCUCGCAUAAACAAGUAUAUUCACACAAGACAAUUGAUUAAAUGAUUCACAUAAGAGUUCAGUCAUUCUUUCCUCUUUUCCUCUUCUACUUGGGAAUUUUGGAUGUGUCACUGUUCUGUGCUGUGUCCUUUUUAAUGCCAAAAAACCAAACACAGAGGCCAGUCUUUCCUGCACAAUGGCAGACAAUGAUGACAGUGCUGAAGCUCACCAGACACUGUUCUCUCUCUCUCACACACACACACACACACACACACACACACACACAUACACACACACUUACAUUUAAUUUCCUCCCACGUUUUUAUGCUCUUCCAUCUCCUGUAAUGUAAAUCGUAUAUCCAUGAAACUGCAGUGUUUAACUUCAGUCAUGUGUAACAUUUUCUUACUCUUUUUCAGUAUUUUCUUUUGUAUUGGCCCUGGUAUAGAAAUUGUGAUAAUUUUGUUUCCAGUAUCAUAGCCAGUGUUUUCUAGCCUUGCUCUUGGAAAACAAACAUGUAUUCCUGACUUCACUCACGCUGAGUGUAACAAACUUAAGAAACUGCUCAUGAAGUUCGAUGUGAACUCAUUUGAACUUCUUGUGCAGAUUCUAUAUUAAAAUGUGUUCCAACAGAAACAGGUCUUUCCAGUGACAGGUUGUGGAAAGUCUUUGUUAGAUGUUGGUAGAUGGGAAAGCUGAAGCUGAGAUUCUUCAUUCAAACAGGUGUCAACUCAGUAACUGUACCAAGCUGGCUUUCUUUAUAUCACAUUUAGCACUGUUUGUGUACUGCAUAUGUAUUUUGUAACGUUUUGGUUUUGUUUUUAUUGUACAAAGUCACAUAAUAAAAUUGUGAUGGGGAAAAAUUA